AUGGUACGCGCCACCCACUCACUCACAAAAUGGGCAGAUCGACGUGCAUUCAUUCUACGUUUGUCUGUGUGUGGGUGUGUGUGCAGGUCAACGAGCCGAGCGUUGGUGGCUUCGGCAACGAGCCGAGCGUUGGUGGCGGCGCGGUCGAAUCUCCUGCUCCUGCGAUCCAGGUACGUACGCGCCACUCACUCACUGACACAUGAGCAGAUCGACGUGCAUUCAUUCUACGUUUGUUUGUCUGUGUGUGGAUGUGUGGGUAUGCAGCUGGUUCGCGAGCUCCUGGCGAAGAGCGAGAAUGACAUCCAGCGCAAAGACCAAGAGGUGAGCCACACUCACACACACAGAUCCGCAAGAGAGACGCCUCAUGUGUCUGUGUGUGUGUGCAGGUCCACCGUAUACGCAAGCUUCUGGACGAGAGCGAGAAGUCGAUGGUGCUCAAAGACCAAGGCGGCACCCGAAAAGCCUCGGCCUCUCAUGGUCGCUGCUGGCGGCGGGAGAUGUCAAGCCGUGGAAUGGAUCCGCUUGCGCUGUUGUGGACUUCGGCAGAUACACAGAUGUGCCCAGGGAAGGGCACCACGUGCCCAGGGAAGGGCAGCAGUAAUCGGUGAGCAGGGCACGGCACACUAAUGGGCAGGAAGGCCAUAAGGGGCAUCUGUGAAAGAUCCAGCCCACUCUUUUCCUUUCCUGACCUUCAGAUGCUGCCUGAUCGAUACCGUUGUCAACUUCUUGACGUGGAAGCCGCACAGAGUUGGACGGCGAGGACGCCCCCAGCCUGGGCGAGGUCACCACGGCGCGAGCGGCGCUCAAUGCAGCCCGCGGGACCAGCACACCACUCGAGCCCCCACCCCUCUACGGCCCGGGCGGCGGCCAGAAGCUCAAGCCGUCCCUGAUGGCCGCAGUCGCCGGCACCACCCGUCGCGCCACCCAUGAGGCGCUGCUCCAGACUCUCACUCUGGCGAGGGACUUGCAGCAGCCCUUCACCUGCCCACCCCUGUCCACCGAGACCGCCGUGCCCGCCGCCCCGCUGUCGCCAUCCCUGCGGGCCGAAUGGCUCCUCGAGAAGCCAGCAGUGCCAUGCAAGGCACCCACCUUGUGGCGGCGGGAGGGCGGGAGCAUGAGGUUGCUGCAUGGCGACAUGCACCCAGACAACCUCAUGGUCACCGGCACUGUGGGCAGCUCUGAGAGCGCGCCGGCCCUCGACAUUCGGCACGUCGACCACGAGUGCAUCCAUGAGGUUACGACGGAGCGGCUGCACUGCCAUGUGGGCACCCCCGACAGCUACGUGCCCCUCAACUACCGCCUCGCUCUCGCCCGAGACAAGCACUUCCAGCCCGACAGCCAAGGCACCGACAGCUACGGGGAGGUAGUGGGGGUGGCGUUCGCCGCCUUGGCUGGCUAUGAGCGGCUGGCCAGUCGCUUCCAGGGCUGGGCGGGACAGAAGGCGCAUCCCUGGGGCAACUUCGUGAGCGUGUGGUCCGUGCCGAAGCGGCAGAUCGGCAACAUGCUCACGACCAAGGAGGGCAGGAAGAAGCUGCUGACGGGAGAGGGCCUGCGGAUGGAGCAGCAGAUGCACAACGGCAUGAUGCAGGCCAUCGACGCGGCUAUCGAGAAGGGGCGGGCGGGGACGGCCAGCAGAGAGGAGCUGAACGACCUGUACAUCGCCAAGGAGUGCUUCUCCUUCGUCAGCCCCGACGAAGAGCCCUACAUCCAGCCCCUCGACAUACUCAUUGAGCGCAUCAACCAAAUCAUCCACCAAUGAGGCGGCGUCGGUGGUGAUGAAUAGGAGAGCAUCGUAAGUGAUAUGUGGCGGGCGGGUGCAUGCACAUCGAUCCGAUCAAGGAGGGCAGGAUCUGUCCAUCCGGACUUGGGCAUAGAUGGAAUGUUGGGCGGUCGAGGGGCUGGACACACCUGGAUGGAUGGAUGGAUGGAUGGAUUUGCUCGCGGGGUCGCCCUCUGAUUUCUAUGGAGGUACGACUUGCGUGCCGUGCCGUUUAUGUGUGUACGCCAUGAGACCACUGACUUGCCGUGACCUAUAUUUGGACUCACCCACUCAUCGUGACGCCGCGGCGCGCUCUCCAC
Molecule: messenger RNA, 2079 nt
Organism: Vitrella brassicaformis
Lineage: Eukaryota; Vitrellaceae
Source: the annotation of a GenBank genome assembly